Jaculus jaculus (lesser Egyptian jerboa) is the source of this 4316-nucleotide messenger RNA. It is a transcript of the gene Lpin1, whose product is annotated as lipin 1. The record is from RefSeq and is a predicted model, not a curated record. Gene Ontology annotation, molecular function: transcription coactivator activity; phosphatidate phosphatase activity. NCBI's taxonomy places the organism in Eukaryota, Metazoa, Chordata, Mammalia, Rodentia, Dipodidae. The coding region runs from base 55 to 2913 and encodes 952 amino acids. The transcript is spliced from 22 exons. Gene Ontology annotation, cellular component: mitochondrial outer membrane; nucleus. Gene Ontology annotation, biological process: cellular response to insulin stimulus; fatty acid catabolic process; positive regulation of transcription by RNA polymerase II.
GUGUUGUGUUUGCAUACAAAGGCGGCCACGCGCGGGAGCCGCUCGGCUCAGACCAUGAAUUACGUAGGGCAGUUGGCUGGCCAGGUGUUUGUGACUGUGAAGGAGCUCUACAAGGGGCUGAAUCCCGCCACACUGUCGGGAUGCAUCGACAUCAUCGUAGUCCGCCAGCCCAACGGCAGUCUGCAGUGUUCUCCUUUCCACGUCCGCUUUGGGAAGAUGGGCGUCCUGCGCUCCCGAGAGAAAGUGGUGGACAUAGAAAUCAAUGGGGAAUCUGUGGAUUUGCACAUGAAGUUGGGUGAUAAUGGAGAAGCAUUUUUUGUUCAAGAGACAGACAACGAUCAGGAAGUGAUCCCCAUGUAUCUGGCCACCUCCCCCAUCCUGUCAGAAGGAGCUUCGAGAAUGGAAAGUCAGCUGAAAAGGAACUCCAUCGAUAGAAUCCGGAGCCUGGAUCCCACCACGGCUGCUCAGGGUUUGCCUCCCAGCGACAGCCCAUCUUGUAGUUCUCUGGGGAAGAAGAGAAGGAAAAGGAGGAGGAAGUCACAGCUGGACAGCCUGAAAAGAGAUGACAAUGCCAACACGUCCGAGGAUGAGGACAUGUUUCCCAUAGAGAUGAGCUCCGAUGAGGACACAGGCCAGCUGGAAGCAAGCAGAACACUUCCUAAUGAAAUACCCCCAUUCCAAGAUGAUAUUCCUAAGGACAACCUCCCCUCUGUCUCAACAUAUCCCCAGUCUGCAUCAUACCCCAAUUCAGAUAGAGAGUGGUCCCCCAGCCCCAGCAGCCCGGUAAAUUGUCAAAGGACUCCCCCACAUGUUGAAGGUGCGGCUGAGGGAGUUCUUUCUAGCUCUUGCCCUCUACAGUCUUCCCACUUCCAUGCUUCGGAAAGUCCUUCAGGCUCCCGACCAUCGACACCAAAAAGUGACUCAGAGUUGGUCAGCAAAUCCACGGACAGGGUGGGGCAGAAGAAUAACAUGGAGAUGCUGUGGCUUUGGGGUGAAUUGCCACAGGCUGCGAAGUCAUCGCCACACAAGAUGAAAGAGUCCAGCCCCUUGUGCAGCAGGAAGAUUUGUGACACAACUCACUUUCAGACCAUUCACAGUGAAUCUUCAGACACAUUUAGUGACCAGUCACCAACGCUGGCCAGGGGGCCGCUCAUGGACCAAAACAAGCUUCAGGCAGACAUGCAGUUUGUGACCGAAGAAGACCUGGAGGCCUUAGGAGCGGCAGCCCCACCUUCACCUAUGGCUGAAGAACUCAAGCCUCCUACCACCAGUACCACACAGGUGGCAAGCAAAACAGACUCGCCUUCAAGGAAGAAAGAUAAACGGAGUCGACACCUCGGAGCUGAUGGCGUUUAUCUGGAUGACCUUACAGACAUGGAUCCUGAAGUGGCAGCCCUGUACUUCCCCAAAAAUGGAGAUCCUUCGGGGCUCCCCAAACAUGUCAGUGACAAUGGGGUCCGAUCUGCCAACCAGUCCCCGCAGUCCGUGGGCAGUUCUGGCAUCGACAGCGGCGUGGAGAGCACCUCUGAUGGCUUGAGGGACCUGCCGUCCAUAGCCAUCUCACUCUGUGGCGGCCUCAACGACCACAGGGAGAUCACCAAAGAUGCAUUUUUAGAACAAACCGUGUCAUAUCAACAGUUUGUUGACAACCCUGCUAUCAUCGAUGACCCCAAUCUUGUGGUUAAGAUUGGAAAUAAAUAUUACAAUUGGACAACAGCGGCACCUCUACUUCUGGCCAUGCAGGCCUUCCAGAAACCUUUGCCAAAGUCUUCAUGCUUAAGUUACCUUAAUGUAAUUUUGGACACCAUUAGGUUUUGCUUCUAUAAAAUUUUUAAUUCACAAACAGCCACUGUGGACUCUAUCAUGAGAGAUAAGAUGCCCAGAAAGGGAGGAAGAUGGUGGUUUUCCUGGAGGGGAAGAAACACCACAAUCAAGGAGGAGAGCAAGCCAGAGCAGGGCCUGGCUGGGAAGGGCCACAGUACUGGAGAGCAGCAGUCACAGCUCGGCCUGGCCACUAGAAUAAAACAUGAGUCAUCCUCCAGUGAUGAAGAGCCUGCAGCUGCCAAGCCGUCCAGCACAAGCCACCUCCCUCUUUUGUCUAAUGUCAGCUACAAAAAGACCCUGCGGCUCACAUCAGAGCAACUGAAAAGCUUGAAGUUGAAGAAUGGCCCCAAUGAUGUGGUUUUUAGUGUCACCACUCAGUAUCAAGGCACCUGUCGCUGUGAAGGCACCAUCUAUCUGUGGAACUGGGAUGAUAAGGUCAUCAUUUCCGAUAUCGACGGAACCAUCACGAGAUCAGAUACCCUUGGCCAUAUUCUGCCUACGCUUGGGAAGGAUUGGACCCACCAGGGCAUUGCAAAGCUAUACCAUAAAGUGAGCCAGAACGGAUACAAGUUUCUCUACUGUUCGGCCCGUGCCAUCGGGAUGGCAGACAUGACAAGGGGCUACCUGCACUGGGUCAACGAGAGGGGCACGGUGCUGCCACAGGGGCCACUGCUGCUCAGCCCCAGCAGCCUCUUCUCCGCCCUGCACAGGGAGGUGAUUGAAAAGAAGCCAGAAAAGUUCAAAGUCCAGUGUUUGACUGACAUCAAAAAUCUAUUUUUCCCAAAUACGGAACCCUUUUAUGCUGCCUUUGGAAACCGGCCUGCUGACGUGUAUUCCUACAAGCAAGUGGGAGUGUCCCUGAACCGGAUCUUCACCGUCAACCCCAAGGGCGAGCUGGUGCAGGAACACGCCAAGACCAACAUCUCCUCGUAUGUGAGGCUCUGCGAAGUGGUUGACCACGUCUUCCCGCUGCUGAAAAGAAGCCAUUCUUCAGACUUUCCCUGUUCAGAUACUUUUAGUAACUUUACCUUCUGGAGAGAGCCGCUGCCACCCUUUGAAAACCAGGAUGUACAUUCUGCCUCAGCUUGAUACGAACAAGCAGCCCCUUGCACUAGGCAUGAGCCUGGCUGGCACCUAUUAAGGAUAGGUUGUGGGGACACUGGAGGAGCUCUGGGGAGCCUGAGGUGUGGCCAUCUGCUUCAGAGACGAGCAUUUCUCUCCUGCCCCAUUGCCCCAGGGUGAUAUUUCUAAGUCCAGUGUGGGGUAUGGAGGGCACAUCUCCUAGGCAGCAAAUGAAUUGGGUACACUAGCAGUGUGCAAAGCACUCCUCAGUCGCGGCUCAACAUCCAUAGCACUGCACUCCCUGGCUGCUGCAGUAAUUAGUUCUCACUUAAUGUGCAAUAUGGGGCAAUGAAAUCCAAGCAGAGGGGGCCACCUGAGGGCUGCCCAUGGGGGAAUGGCAGAAGUGCAUGACUUUUGGUAGCCUACGGGACACAUUUCCAUGAUAGCGAUGUUUGUGCUACCUUUUGCACAUGGGGAGAGGGCUGUGAGAGGUCGCAUGACCUGAACCUGAGUAUUCUGAAGGGAAUCCAGACCUCAGUAGGUCGGAGCCUCGGCUGGAGCCUUGGCCUUGGCGAUGGCCUUGUGGAUGUUCCCUGGCAGUAUUUUUUACUUAGUCUCAUUUUCAGGUGAUAAGUUCUUUAAUCGCUUGGUUAAAGAUGGCUUAUGUAAAUGGCCUUCUUCUCCCCAUCCUUCAUGGCUCAAGGCUGGACUGUUUAUGCCUUAACGCAUCUAUGGCAGACAUUUCAUUUAGAGUGCGCUGUCUAGCUCUUUGCACCUGCAGUGUCUUACAUUAAAGUUGUAGAAAAUCCCUAGGGCAGCAUUUGAAUCAGUCCAGCGCUGCUGGCAUCCUUGCACCCAGUGAGGGGUGCUGAGAAAGUGGACUUGCCCGCACUUCUGCCGAAUGAUAACCAUGCUGACUUUCACUGGAAGCUCUCAAAAGAAACUGGUUGUUCUUAAGAAAGCAGUUCCAAGAAGUUAAAUUAUUUUCUUUACAGUUAUUAUUUAUUACUUUACUUGGGUUACUGUUGUAAACAUUCUGGCCAUAUCCUUUGGAUUACAACUGUCAUUAAUACAUUAAAAAAAAGUAAGUGUGCUAGACUAUCCAAAGAGCCUUACUCUAUAUGUCUCACACACCACCUUCUUCUGGAAUGUAUGAGUCAUUUAUUUUUCUUAGCUUUUUCCACUCGAAUUAAAGGCAAGAAAAAAAAUAUAAUUUGCAUGACGUUCUGGAAGCUGAUAGAAGGUGGUUCUUUUACUUGUUUGUUAAACUGGUUUGUGGAGAGAACAAUGUGAAAAAUGAAAGAACUAUUUUGGUAAAAGAUUUUGCUUUACUUUUGGAUGUAUUAUUUUCUUAAAGAAUAUUUUACUGUAGUGAUUGAAAUACUUUCCUAUUUGAAUUUCACUAUUAGUCAGAAGGAGCAAAAAAAAAA